UCGUAUUUCUGAAUAAAUAUACUAUGAUCCACAAAUAAAUAUAGAGAGUUUCAUAAAUAUUUUUUAAAUCCACAAAUGCACAAUAAGCGAACCAUAAAUAUAUGUUAGACAUUUCAUAAAAAGGAAGGAAAUUCACAAAUAAAUAAAAUGGGAUUUGCAAAUGAAUUUUUUUUAUAAAUAUAUAUUUGUAUUUUAUUUGUAUGUGAAUGGCUUCCUGCGCAUUUGUGGAUUGCUUUCUGUGCAUUUGUGAAUCGCUGCACACAUUUGUGGAUCGCUUUCUGUGCAUUUGUGAAUUGCUGCACUCAUUUGUGGAUCGCGUUCUGUGCAUUUGUGGAUUUGAAACAUUUCUAACGUCAAGACGUGCACAAGAAUCCACAAAUAGGUGGACUCCGCCCACCGUCUACUCCAGCCAAUCAGACAACAAGCACACUGUGCUGACCAAUCGUGGCACGAUCUCCCUUCAACCAAUCAUAGAGUCUUUUCUAGAAACAUUGUGCAAAAGACCCAGACGGAGGAGGACUUUUAUUAUGACAGCGAGUAUCGCUCACUCAAAGCAAUGGCGGAAAAGCGCUAGUUUUGUACAAGUGUCUCGCUGUGUGAGGCAUGAAUCGUGUUGUUGUGGAGACAAUAGCACAAGAUUGUUACGCGGUGUGUUCAUGUGCGUCAUUAGAGAAACCACAUCUCCACCUGCCUAUGAUCUGGCUAAGCUCUCAAAUAUAGCCAGGCACUCAUGCAUCUCCCUUCACAUGCCAUGCAACCAAGCUCAUAAAUACAGCUCUGGCCUAUCUCUCUUAAAGGAGCAUACCCUCAUCCUGUGCAGAGCUUCAUUAAAGGACUACUACCAAUAUUCACCAUUACCUUCAUCAACGACUGCUCUGCUAUCCAAGUUGUGCCUCUCAUUCAGAGUUCUGUGCGGAGUGGGGGUGCAUUCAGCUGAUGUAGAUGUUUGCCUAAAAGGGAUAUGACAGACGCUACAUAUCAUUUCAUGUGAUUUUUAUAUGUUUUACGACUUGCAUCUUUACUUGACCAGGUGUUACAGAUGAUCAACAAAAUGCCCUCUGGAAGGUCCUGA
Misgurnus anguillicaudatus (oriental weatherfish) is the source of this 1072-nucleotide messenger RNA. NCBI's taxonomy places the organism in Eukaryota, Metazoa, Chordata, Actinopteri, Cypriniformes, Cobitidae. The record is from RefSeq and is a predicted model, not a curated record.